Molecule: messenger RNA, 978 nt
Organism: Cyphellophora attinorum
Lineage: Eukaryota; Fungi; Ascomycota; Eurotiomycetes; Chaetothyriales; Cyphellophoraceae
Exons: 1
Coding region: 1-978 (325 amino acids)
Source: RefSeq, a predicted model, not a curated record
AUGGCGCCAACCCUGCCUCACUCACUGCCAGCAGCUGCUGAGAAGCAGCAGUAUGUCACCAUUUCUGCACUGGAGUCAGGACAGUUGACGCUUCCUGAGCGACUGUUUGUCACAGAUGCAGACCCGGAGAAGAAGGCCACUGUGCCAUCCAUGGCAUUCUUGGUCCGACAUCCUUCGCCAGGUGCGAACGGACGAUCUACAACCAAUUUAGUGUUCGAUCUUGGCAUCAAGCGAGACGUCACGAAGUACAUGCCGGCGAUGCAGACUCAUAUCAGCAACCGUCAACCAACGAUUCAUCAUCCCGAUACUGCCGACAGCCUGAGGAAGGGAGGGCUGGAUCCCGCAAAUGAUAUUGACAUAGUGAUGUUGAGUCAUGUUCACUGGGACCACGUUGGGACGCCGGAGGACUUCACUGGCUCCCAAUUCGUCGUGGGUAGCGGUACGAUACAUCUUCUAGAGCACGGAGCGCCACCGCACUACCCAAAGGAAAUCUUCGACCCUGAUAUGCUCCCUCGAGAUCGCACAAAAGAAUUGCCUCCAGUCGGUAAGAGCACAACAGCAUUCUCAUCUCAGACCACACAGAAAUGGGAACCACUCGCCUCGUUCCCAGCAGCGCUUGACUUCUUCGGCGAUGGCUCAAUAUAUGUCAUUGACACCCCUGGUCACCUCUUUGGACAUGUCAACUUGCUUUGUCGCAUUGGCCCGAACAAGUGGAUUUAUCUGGGCGGAGACUGCUGUCACGACUACAGAAUCUUGACUGGGGAGAAAGACAUCGCGUUAUACGAUGAUGGACACGGCGAGCUGCGCAGCGUGCACGUGGAUACGGAUGCAGCGAAGCAGUCCGUAGGCCACAUCAAGACCUUGAUGCCGGGCGGAGAGUUACUCGCUGAUGGAGUCAAUAAGGUAGAGGUCAUUGUUGCUCACGAUGGAGGCUGGCGGGAGAAGAACAAGGACAGGUUCUUUCCUGGCACUGUGUAG